Molecule: messenger RNA, 489 nt
Organism: Fusarium mangiferae
Lineage: Eukaryota; Fungi; Ascomycota; Sordariomycetes; Hypocreales; Nectriaceae
Exons: 1
Coding region: 1-489 (162 amino acids)
Source: RefSeq, a predicted model, not a curated record
AUGGAUGAGAAUCAUCUGCCGCCAGGAGAAUGCUCACCGGGUAUGGGGUUACCUGCAACUCCCCAAAACCAGCACGCGGAAGUGGAGUUUGUAGAUGGGAGCCAGUCUCUUCCCAUCAAUCUUGUGGACGACAGCAUCCCUACCCCUAAUCAAGCACAGGCACCUCCCAUACGCAGAGGGAGAGGAAGACCACGAGGUUCCAAGAAUAAAAAGACUAUCGCUGCGGAAAAUGCUGUCCGACAACCGCAAACGCGAUUCCCGUCGCCACCACAGGCACUGGGCGAUGAGAAAUACAGCCACCAAAGUUGGAUGGGCGAUGAGUAUAUUCCUAGCAAUUAUGGAGGCUCUCCAUGCCGAACUAUCGACACAUCACAGCUCAGCAAUGGGGAAGUUUUGGUCCCGCCCGACCCUUAUGAGAGUCAAGCUAUCACGGAACUCAUCAAGAGUUAUAGAAACUCGGUCAAUCUUAUGAGGGAGAAGAACAGGUAA